This is a messenger RNA of Neohortaea acidophila, 774 nucleotides long. RefSeq lists its product as uncharacterized. NCBI's taxonomy places the organism in Eukaryota, Fungi, Ascomycota, Dothideomycetes, Mycosphaerellales, Teratosphaeriaceae. The coding region runs from base 1 to 774 and encodes 257 amino acids. The transcript is spliced from 2 exons. The record is from RefSeq and is a predicted model, not a curated record.
AUGGCCUUCCUCGCCCUCAAAGCCCAGCUGGAGAAUCUCCGCCAGCUCAACCAGAAGAUCACCGCCCGAGAAGAAGAAUGGAGGGCACACCUCGCCAACCGGGUGCUGAGAGCAGCCCCAAUCGACCACACCACGCCGCUCCCCUCCACCUCCCCCCUCGAGCGCGCCCGCCGCCUGGAGACGCGUCUCCUCUCCUACAACGACCGCCAGGCCGUUCUCCAACGCCUGAAGAUCCCCAAGGCGACGGCGAUAUCGCCGAGAGACGUCUUCGCCGUCCAGGACCGCGUCCACGGCCUGGAGAUGGGGAAUUCGGUGUUUUCCCGCGUUGUCGGCCGCGCGGAAGAAAGAAUGAAGGUGUUCGAGAGGAGGCUGACGCUGGCGGAGCGGCAGCUCUCCGUCCUCCUCGCCGACCUCACCACCGCGGGUCAAAAGACCCUCAGCGCGCUGUUCUUCUUGCUGCUCGAGGAGAACACGCCUCUCGCCGAGCAUUCGCCCUUUGCGAGGUUUCUGGAAAAGUGGACCGCGGCGCUGGAGCUGCGCAUCUCCUUGCUGCAGUCGUGUGCCAGGGCUGCGGGUAUGUGUGGCGCCAGGCAGUUGCUGAUUGAAGACUUUAUUGGGAACCUACCAGUGGACGGCCGGGCCUCUUUCCUUGCGUACACGGCUGAGGAGGAGAUGAAGGAGAUUUUCGAAGGAUUGGCGUGUUUGAGCCGGCAGAACGAGGAUGUGGAUGACGCUACUGAUCACCGAUUUCUUCUGCAAGCCGGGACAGUUUGA